ACGCUCAGCGCUACGAUCUCGCGGAUCCGCAUUACUUCAAGUCCAAGCCCAUCGACCUACUUAUCGGCGUUGACCAGCUGUAUAAUAUUCUUCAGCAACCGUUCAUCACCCAGCCAAAUGGUCCUACUUUGAUUCCGUCUCACCUCGGUUGGCUUCUCGCUGGUCCUUACUUCACUUCAUCUCUGGUAACGAGCGUGCGGUGUCUUCAUUCUACGCUCUCUCAACCUGAACUCGAAUCCAUUGCGGAGUUCCUCGGGGUCAACGAACCUCCACGAAGUAAGGACAGCAGAUCCGUUGACGAAAUCGAAGCCGAACGCAUUUUCGCCGAAACGCAUCGUAGAGAUCCGAUUUCCGGCCGUUUUAUCGUCACCUUACCUAAGCGCUCAGGUUGCGUUCUAGGUGAAUCACGCCAAUUGGCCAUCAACCAGCUAAAACGCGCCCGAAUCUCAGACGAAUAUCGAGAGUUCCUCCGCGAAUAUGAGUCUCUGGGUCACAUGUCACGUUGCGCUCCUCCAGUUCCAGGUCAAAUCACGUAUUAUAUUCCUCACCAUUCAGUUCAUCAUAAUGGCAAAAUCCGGGUGGUGUUCGACGCUUCGAUGAAGUCUUCAAAUGGCGUAUCCUUGAACGAUAUUCUUCUCGUCGGCCCCACCAUCCAGGCUCCGCUCUUCGUCAUAUUUCUUCGUUUUCGCACGUUUUUGUACGCAUUCACGGCGGACAUAAUCAAGAUGUACCGCCAGAUGUGGGUUCCAGAUGAAGACCGUGACCUUCAGCGCAUUGUCAUUUAUGAGAAUGGUGAAAUCAUCGAUUGCCAACUCAACACGAUUACCUACGGUACCAGCUCCGCUCCGCAUUCGGCAGUUCGCUCCUUGUUUCAGCUUGCCGAGGAUGGCAAGAAGCAGUUUCCAGCGGCGGCGGCUGUAAUCUUGAAAAAUACGUACAUCGACGAUACUCUCGGCGGUGCAGACUCCCUCGAAGCAGUGAAGCAGGUAAUCGACGAAUUGGUAGCUCUUCUUUGUACUGCCGGUAUGGAGUUGAGCAAAUGGCGCUUCUCAGGCGAGCUGGCCGCGCAAACCUCGUUAUGUUCUAGUUCAGUAGGUCGCACCCUCGGAGUUGAGUGGGAUUCCGAAGGGGAUUUCUUUUGUUUUUCGUCUUUGGUUAACUUCGCAUCAUCAGAUAAGGUUCUCACAAAGCGUUCAGCGCUUUCAAAGGUUUCAAGCAUUUUCGAUCCGUUAGGUUUUUCGGCACCAGUUACCAUAACUGGCAAGCUGUUGAUUCAGGAGCUGUGGACUGAUAAUCUCGUUUGGGACGAACCAGUUUCCACAGAUUUUCAAGGUCGUUUCAGUAGUUUCCUUUCCGAUGUCGCCGCAUCAGCGGCUCUUGAGUUUCCUCGUUUUGUCGGUAGUUCGAAGUUUAGUUUAGAAUUGCACGGUUUCUCGGACGCUAGUAAGGAGGCGUGCUCUGCCGUCAUAUAUGCACGAAUUGUCAGUGGAACUGAUCCACCUAUCGUUAGGUUCAUCGCAUCGAAAACGCGCGUCGCUCCGCAGAAACAGCCGCGCACCAUACCAGAGUUAGAGCUAUGCGCUGCAGCUCUUCUCAUCGAAUUGUUCGAUCCAGUCUCAACCACCCUGGGAUGCAGUCCAGAGCAACGUUUCGCCUACACGGACUCCACCAUCGUCCUUGCAUACUUGGCUAAGGAGCCAGGCAAUUGGACUACAUUUGUCGCCAACCGUGUGGCGAAAAUAAUCAAGCAGUUCCCAUCGGAAAAAUGGCGCCAUGUCCCUGGUGAGGUUAACCCAGCGGACAUGGCCACGCGCCGGAAAUCAUCCGCUGAAGUCGAAGCUCGGGCGUCUCUAUGGAUUUCUGGCCCCCAAUUCCUGGCUGAUUCAAGCAUUUCAUUUCCCGUUCCGGUCACAACCAGCGUAUCAUUAGUUUCGCUCAGCGCCAGUGUUCGUCGGCAGUUGCCUGAAGCUCAGAUAGCUUCAUUCAACUACGUUUUUGCACCUGUCUCUCGUUAUGAUCGUCUACAGCGCGCUGCAGCCCAUGUGUUCCGGUACGUGUCGAUUCUGACCAGUCGAAUCCGCAAGCAGUCCAUUCCUACAGGCCCUCUGACCAUUGAGGAAAUGGCCAAGGCCGAAACAUGGCUUCACCAAAUUGCACAAGCCUGUUUCCAAGAAGAAGUUACCCAGCUACGUUUGCAGCAGCCAGUCGGAGCAAAGAGCCAGUUACGCGCAUUGGACCCCCGACUCUACGACGGCGUGCUCCGAGUAGGUGGACGGUUAGAAAACUCAGCGUUGCCGUUCCACCAGAAACACCCAAUCAUCCUGCAUUCAACCCACCGACUUAGUAUUCUUCUCGUCCGUCACGUCCACUACAGAUAUUUUCAUAGUGGAAACAGAUUCACAGCCAAUAUACUACGUUCUAAAUAUUGGUUUGUCGGGGACGUGACGGCGAAAGUGCGCCAAUGCAUCUCUACGUGCGCACGUUGUAUUCGCUUCUCCGGUCGUCCACCAUCCAUUCCUAAAAUGGGCGAUCUCCCAGCCAGCAGAGUCCAGAGCUCUCUGCCGUUCACUCACGUCGGUGUUGAUUACGCGGGUCCGUUCAGCAUCCGGGAAAGGCUACGUUCAACUCGAGGCCCGGCGCGGACCCACAAGGCAUAUUGGUGCCUCUUCGUAUGCAUGUCCACCAAGGCUGCCCACCUGGAGGUGGUCUCAGAGCUCACAACAGCAGCAUUUCUAGCAGCCUUGCAGCGGUUUGUCGGCAGACGGGGCUUGCCUAAUUCAAUCACUUCCGACAACGGUACCAACUUCGUCGGAGCCGACGCUGAAUUGCGCCGGCAAGUAGCAGCCCUCGAGAAGGAUGACGCGGUCCAGAAUUAUUGCGUUUCCCAGCAAGUUACCUGGAAGUUCAAUCCGCCUUCAGCUCCCCACAUGGGCGGGAUUUUUGAAGCGCUCGUAAGGUCAACCAAGUAUCACUUCAAACGUGUCGUCGGCAAUCAGAUACUCACGUUUGAAGAAAUGGCGACAAUUCUCAUUCAAAUUGAAGCUAUCUUGAACUCCAGACCGCUCACUCCGCUCUCGUCUCCAGAUGAAACGCACUUUGAAGUCUUAACACCAGCACACCUCUUAAUCGGCCGCCCCAUCAACGCAGCGCCGUCCGAUUACAAUGACAUUAACGGCUUGUCAUAUUCGAAGAGGUGGCAUCUCCUCAACCAACUUCGCAACUCCUUUUGGCGCCAGUGGGCCCAGGAGUAUCUCCGCACUCUUCAGAAGCGCACCAAGUGGCGCUCUCCAGUUUCUAGACCCAUCCAGAUCGACGAUAUUGUGCUCAUAUCAGACGAGCAGUCUCCACCUCUAGUUUGGCCGCUCGGUAGAAUCACCAAGCUGUAUCCGGGCAAAGAUGGUCAAAUUCGAGUCGUCGAUCUUAGAACCAGAAACGGCGCAUGUCUCCAGCGCCCUGUAGCUAAGUUGAUCCCAUUUGUUAACGGGGUUAAUGAGUGACUCCGUCGGCGGCGGCGGGAUGUUAAGGUAGAUAGGUUCGCAGGUAGGUAGGUGACGAUCUCCGAGCUUGAGUUUUCGGCUCGGAGAUCUCACCGUACCUUGCACCGCGGCGAGUAUAUAGACUGGCUGAUUACGUCAGUAAUAUACUCGUUGCUGGAAGAUAGUUGCGAACGGCGAGCAUGCGAUCUUAUACAUCGUUUGAUCGCCUUCCAUCUCAUCUUCUCGGUGCUAUUUUUAGCUCCGGUGUGCCAGUGCGCUGAUACAGGCAGCCGCUGGUAUUUCCGUUUCUCGCUGCCUUAACCGACGGAUGAGUAAGAUGUACAUAUUUCACAACGUUGCGACGUUGAUUUUUCCCCCUUUUUAUUUGUACGGUCACGUACGCAUUUUUAUAUGUAGAUUUAGUGUAGAUAUUCUUAUGUGUAUUAAUUUAGUCGUCAUAUAGUCUUCGUUUUGUAUAGUCUUUGUAUAGCAUUCGUUUUAGCAUAUCAUGUAGUGUACGUACGCAUUUCAUUUGUUCAUUUUUUAUAUCUUAUGGAGUCAGAUAUUUUUGGUCUUUAUAAUGUAAUUCUGUGUUUUUUGAGUUUCGAGUAAAUGGUAGAAAUAUGUAGCUUUUGUUUUCGU
Messenger RNA from Planococcus citri (citrus mealybug), 4118 nucleotides. RefSeq lists its product as uncharacterized. Lineage: Eukaryota; Metazoa; Arthropoda; Insecta; Hemiptera; Pseudococcidae. Gene Ontology annotation, biological process: DNA integration. The record is from RefSeq and is a predicted model, not a curated record. Gene Ontology annotation, molecular function: nucleic acid binding. The transcript has a single exon. The coding region runs from base 495 to 3497 and encodes 1000 amino acids.